Pyrenophora tritici-repentis Pt-1C-BFP is the source of this 303-nucleotide messenger RNA. The record is from RefSeq and is a predicted model, not a curated record. Lineage: Eukaryota; Fungi; Ascomycota; Dothideomycetes; Pleosporales; Pleosporaceae.
AUGGAGGAUGGACCACUUGACGCGGUGACCAUCUUGCGACUCAAAACGGGAAACGAUGACGGGACGCUGCCAAUGGACAGGCUCAUCGUUUUCGAUAACGAAAAUCACAGCAAAUCAUUCGAAAAUGCCACGCCAACAACAGUCGAGAAACUCGAUGGCAGCUCUAUGCAGUACCUGGCCGAGUUCAUGAUCCACUACGACCAAAUGUGUCAUGUGCACAUUGGUACCACAGCAAAAUCAGUAAAUCUUGCAUCCUUCCUCUUUUUCCAUAUACUUAUCAAAAUCGAAAUGACAGAUGAGUGA